GAAGAAAAACAAUCGGGAGAGGGAGCUGGCCGGCGGCACCUGCUGCCCGAGGGGGGCCGAUUGGGCCAGGACAGGCUGCGGCGGGGAGACGCGAGCCGGCCGGGCCACCGCGUGGGGACGAUGGCGGCCAUGAACCCACAGACCGAGCUGAGAGUCAGGACGCUCAGCAUACAUGUCGUGACAUGGAACGUGGCCUCUGCAGCACCUCCUCCAGACCUCAGUGAUCUGCUUCAGCUGAACAGCCUGAACCUGAAUCUGGACGUGUAUGUCAUUGGUUUGCAGGAAAUGAACUGUGGGAUCAUGAGCCUCCUUUCUGACACUGCCUUUGAAGACCCAUGGAGCAGUUUCUUCAUGGAUGUGCUUUCCCCUCUGAGCUUCGUCAAGGUCUCCAGUGUCCGCAUGCAGGGGCUCCUCUUACUGAUCUUUGCCAAGUAUCAGCAUUUGCCCUUUAUCCAGAUCCUCUCUACUAAAUCCACCCCCACUGGCCUCUUCGGGUACUGGCGGCUGGAGCACUUUGACCGGAUCCUGGAGAUGCAGAAUUUUGAGGCACAGGAUAUCCCCAACAUCCUGGACCACGACCUCAUUCUCUGGUUUGGAGACAUGAACUUUCGGAUUGAGGACUUUGGGUUGCACUUUGUUCGGGAAUCCAUAAACAAUCAGUGCUACAGUGACCUGUGGGAGAAGGAUCAGCUCAGCAUUGCCAAGAGACACGACCCGCUGCUCCGGGAGUUCCAGGAGGGCCCCCUGCUCUUCCCGCCCACCUACAAGUUUGAUAAGAACUCCAACAACUAUGACACCAGUGAGAAAAAGCGCAAGCCCGCGUGGACCGACCGCAUCCUGUGGAGGCUGAAGCGGCAGCCCCAGGCCGCCAUCCACACUCCGACGCUGUCAGCCCCCCACUUCACCCUGUUUCUGAGGAGCUACGUCAGCCACAUGCUGUACAGCAUCAGUGACCAUAAGCCUGUCACUAGCACCUUUGACUUGGAGCUGAAGCCAUUGGUAUCUGCCCCACUGAUCACCCUGCUGCCCGAGAGCCCGUGCACCACGGAGAGCGACAUGCUGAUCAGCUACUCCCUGACCGCAGACUUCCUCAGCAGCCCCUGGGACUGGAUUGGCCUGUACAAGGUGGGGCUGCGCCACAUUAAUGACUACGUGUCGUAUGUCUGGGUCAGGGACAACCAGGUCUCCUUCAGCGACGGGCUGAACCAGGUGUACAUCGACAUUAGUGACAUCCCUGAGACUGAGGAUCAGUUUCUCCUUUUUUACUAUAGCAACAACCUACAUUCUGUGGUGGGGAUAAGCACACCCUUCAAGAUCCAGCCUCGCUCCUUCUUGGUGGAGGGCCCCCUGGAUGAAGCCCAACCACAGAUCUGAGCCGGGAUAGAGUGAAUCCAGGGCGGAGACUGGAGCUGGCAGCCAGCUCUGCCUACCACUGCCAGGAGUGCUGGGGGCCCAGCCCAGCCCCCUGAGGAGGCAGCGGUAUCCUCCACCUCCCAGGGGGACCUCUAGCCACACUCCUUUGCUCUCUCCAGUCCAGAUCUCUGGAAUCGGCCCCUUAAAUACAGGUUUUUGUUGCUGAGGUGUGAGUGAAACCAGCUAGUUUGUCAACAGUGAAGAUCUAGACAGUCCACUGGAUGUGGGAAGGACCCUCCGGCUUGUGUCUCAUUUCUUGAUUUCCCCCACACACACUUCCAGUCCCGCCCAAGCAGGCCUGACAGGCACAUGCCCCAUCUGGCACAGGCCUGCAUUCUUGUCACGCCACCCUGGGCCUUAGGCUGCCUGGGAGGGGGAGAUGCUCCCAUUUGUACAGGCUGCAGAGACUGGUUGGCCCACAUAGCACUGGGUUCCAGGAGUCUUGGCAUCUCGUCGCCUGUACCCCUGAGGGGUGGGCAGAGGAUCUGGGAUCCCUGCUUUCAGCAGAAGCAGAUGACUAAGUAGACAGGAUGGAGGAGCCCUCUACCCAGGCUCUUCUGUAGGGGUUGUGGGCAGGCUGAUGUGUGUCCUUCUGCCAGCAGCACACACACCCCACCCCCACCGCCGGCUCAAGGAGUUCAACUCAGGAAGUCCCAGGGUCUGAGCAGAGGAUUGGACCCAGGUUCGCUUCUGCUAGUGGGUCAGGCUCCAUGCCCCCAACCUGCCCUCUUGUGAAGGGCUGGAAGGUGAUAGAGGACCUACAGCCACAGACUUUUCCAGGGUGGUCCUUGCCCCGUCCAGGUCGUCUUCCCCUACCCUCGCCUGCCAUCACAGGCCAGAAACCUGCCCUUUGUCUAGACCACUCUGGGACCUAGAAGUGGGGGCAGGCAGAGAGGAGAGUCAGAAUCAAGAUGUUCUGGAGAAUCUGGCCCGGGGGUCUUCAGAGAGCAUUCUCCAGGUGCUGUGUGGACAUGGCCCGGCCCCACUCCCACCAUUUGCCUCCAGCCACCGUUGAUGCUGCAUCCUGUUUCCGAGGAGAAGACACCUCAGGGAGCCUGCUCUGUGACUAUUAACGCCCAGCCUAUGACCUGAGACUGGGGGACACUCCAGUUGCUCUGCAUUCCUACUUCACCCUGGGAGCCAUCAGGAACUAUCCCUCUGGCUUCUAGCAGGCCAUGGCCAUCUGUGUUCUGUGGCCGUUGCAUUGGGGGAUAAUUAGAAACAUGGCUUUUA
Molecule: messenger RNA, 2646 nt
Organism: Lipotes vexillifer (Yangtze River dolphin)
Lineage: Eukaryota; Metazoa; Chordata; Mammalia; Artiodactyla; Lipotidae
Gene: INPP5K
Product: inositol polyphosphate-5-phosphatase K
Exons: 12
Coding region: 121-1374 (417 amino acids)
Biological process (GO): negative regulation of insulin receptor signaling pathway; phosphatidylinositol dephosphorylation; negative regulation of phosphatidylinositol 3-kinase/protein kinase B signal transduction
Cellular component (GO): endoplasmic reticulum; ruffle; cytoplasm
Molecular function (GO): phosphatidylinositol-4,5-bisphosphate 5-phosphatase activity; phosphatidylinositol-3,4,5-trisphosphate 5-phosphatase activity; inositol bisphosphate phosphatase activity
Source: RefSeq, a predicted model, not a curated record